Selaginella moellendorffii is the source of this 3166-nucleotide messenger RNA. RefSeq names its product pentatricopeptide repeat-containing protein At4g02750-like. Gene Ontology annotation, molecular function: protein binding; RNA binding; zinc ion binding. Gene Ontology annotation, biological process: RNA modification. The coding region runs from base 12 to 2282 and encodes 756 amino acids. The transcript has 2 exons. The record is from RefSeq and is a predicted model, not a curated record. Lineage: Eukaryota; Viridiplantae; Streptophyta; Lycopodiopsida; Selaginellales; Selaginellaceae.
UUCCAUGGCGGAUGACUGCUGCGAUCGCAGGGCUAGAGGAGCGGCAUUUCCUGGCGGAUCUCGUGAGGGGUGCUGGCCGUGGCAAGGAUCUCCUCCAGGCCCGGCGAUUGCACGCCAGAUUCUUCCCCGACACGAGUGCCGCCAAGGAUAUUUUCUUCGCGAAUCUCCUCAUCCAGAUGUAUGGGCGCUGCGGCAGCGCUGCGGACGCGCGAUCACUCUUCGACGCCAUGGAUCGCCGAAAUUUCUACUCCUGGAACAUGAUGAUCCAGGCCAGCCGCGCCGCCGGGCACACCUCCAGCGCCGCCGAGCUCUUCGAUCGCAUCCCCCAGCGCGACGCCGCGACCUGGAACGUGAUGAUCCACGCAUACGCGGCACAGGGGUCGAUCGACGCCGCGGCUCGGCUCUUCGAUCGAAUGCCCCAUCGCGACGUGUGUUCUUGCAACGCACUGGUGAUCGCAUUUGCCAGGGAGGGGAAUAUCGGGCGAUCCAAGAGCCUCUUCGAUCGAAUGCCGCAGUGGAAUCUCGUGUCCUGCAACGCGGUCGUGCAAUCCUACAUCCGGAGCUCCAAUCUCGGCCAGGCGAAGAAGAUCUUCGAUUCCAUGCCGGAUCACGACGUGGUCUCUUGGAACUCUCUCAUCACACUCUAUGCCCAGUCCGGGCAUCUUGAGCUUGCCAAGAACACGUUUGAUGGGAUGGAGUUCCGCGAUCUUGUCUCGUGGAACGCGAUGAUCGCCGCGUAUGUGGCGGCAUCCCGGAUUCGCGACUGCCAGGCUAUGUUCGAUCGCGUCCCAGAGCGCCAGGCCGUGACGUGGAACUCGAUGAUCACAGCGCUCGCGCACCAGGGCCAAAUCGAGGCAGCAAAAUGGAUCUUUGAUCGAAUGCCGGCCAAGGAUCUCGUGUCGUGGACGAAUCUACUGCUGUGCUACGCGCAGAAUGGAUUCCUGGAGGAAUCGGACAGGGCGUUCCAUCGUCUCCCCUUCACCAACGCAGUGGCACGAACGACGAUGAUCUUGGUGAAUGCUCAAAGAGGGGAUUUGGCCACCGCGAGAGAGAUCUUUGAUACCAUGCCGGAUCAGGACGUGGUGGCGUGGACGGCGAUGGUGCAAGCUUACGGUCACCAAGGCUUCGUCGCCCUCGCGAAGAACAUCUUCGAUCGAAUCCCGGAGAAGAAUCCAGUCUCGUGGAGCGUGAUGCUCCUCGCGUAUGCCGAGAAUGGGCACUUCGACGAGGCCGUGAGGUUCUUCCACGAGAUCCCGCGCAAGACCAUCGUCUGCUGGACAGCUCUCACGCAAGUUUACGUCAACUUGGGUGAUCUCGGCGCCGCCAGGAGCGUGUUUGAGAGCAUGAAGAUGCGCAGCUUGGUUUCCUGGACGACCAUGGUGUGGGCUUACGCUCAAAACGGGCACUACGAUCAAGCAGUGGAGGUCUUCCAGCUUAUGAAUCUCGAGGGCGUCAAGCCGGACGAGGUGACGUUCCGGAGCGUUCUAACUUCGUGCAGCCAUGUCGGUCUCGUGGCCGAGGGCUGGGAACACUUCGUCUCGAUCAGCCAAGACUUUGGGAUGGUCCCGAGGAGAGAGCACUACUGCUGCAUGAUCGACAUCCUGGGUCGAUCCGGAAGAACUCUAAGCGCCGAGGAGCUCGUCAACUGGAUGCCAUUUCUUCCGGACGUGGUGAUAUGGAUGUCGCUGCUGGGAGCUUGUCGCCUCCACCGCCAUGCCGACUGUGCUGAGAGAGUCGCAGCGAAGAUCUUCGAGCUGGAGCCCGGCUACACGACUGCCUACGUCGUUCUCUCGAACAUGUACUCUUCGAUCGGGAGGAGGGACAAGGUAUCGAUGAUCCGGAACCUGAUGAAGUCGAGGCGAGUGAGAAAAGUUCCGGGGAUCAGCAACAUCGAAGUUGGCAAUGAAGUUCACAGUUUCGUGGUGGGGGAUCUUUCGCAUCCUCGCAGUGAAGACAUCGUCGCGGAGCUCCAGAGACUGGCGAGAGAAAUGCGAGACGCUGGCUACGUUCCCGACACGAAGGAGAUCUUGCACGACGUUGGCGAGGAGCAAAAGGAGGAGCUGCUGCACUACCACAGCGAGAAAAUGGCUGUGGCUUUUGGAUUGAUUAGCACGGAGCAAGGGUCGCCGCUGAGGAUCCUCAAGAACCUGCGGGUGUGCGGGGAUUGCCACUCGGCUAUCAAGUUUGUGUCCAAGAUGGUGGGACGAUCUAUAACCGUGAGAGACGCUAGCCGGUUCCAUCACUUUAGCAACGGGACGUGCUCUUGCGGAGAUUACUGGUGACUAAAUUUUGCUCGGCCUGUUUCGAGAGAUCGAUGUGGAGCGGAGGAGCUUUUCCAGCGACGAGUGGAAUGCAAUCAACAAACUUGCAUAGACUCCAAAGACAAGGAGAAAAGAAUCUUAUACACGGGACAAUCUUAUACAAAGUUGGAUCGGACUUGGUUGAUGCUACGCUCGUCCAAGAAGAAAGUCUUCUCGAGCACCUCGUCCGGCACCUCUGGUCGGGAUCCAAACAUGGAUCUCGCAAUGAACUGGAUUCCGGGGAGCUGGGAGUUGAGAGUGGCGAUGAUCUUCGCGUUGGUCCUUCCUACGUUCAUCUGCCAGUGGAUUAAUCCGCGAGGAAUCACCAUGACUUCUCCCCUGUUCAUCACUCGGGCAAACAGGCGAUUGUCCGCUGUGACGAUGGCGGCGUACACGGUCCCUUCUUCUACGUAGACCAUCUCCGAGGCUCUGGGAUGGGUGUGAGGAGGGAUGAUCCCUUCCGGGAGAAAGUCGAGCCUAGCGAUGGAGAGACCCAAAGUGUUGAGGCCUGGAAAUCUCAGCACGGUUCCAAAGAUCGCACCGGAGCGAUUGAUGUUUGUGGUGUUGGAGGAGUUGACGAUUCCGCUGUAGAUGAAAUCGUCCACCGUGACUGUGGACGAGUUCCUGCAUGGGAAUCCAUUGAUCCCAGGGACGACGUUGAGAUCUCCGAUGCAAAAGUCCUGGAGUGGAUCUGGAUCGGAUGAAACUACUGCGCACACGAAGAAUGCGAGCAAAGCAAUCCAGACAGCGUGAGAUUUGGAGAGAGCCAUAGUCGAAGAACUGGAUGAAUCUUUGAUCGGAGACGAGUGGAUCGCUGGAUUUGUGAUGAAGAACCAUUGCCUUGAAUGAUAUAUAUACCUGGAAAA